Messenger RNA from Spea bombifrons (plains spadefoot toad), 3207 nucleotides. RefSeq names its product neurexophilin 3 (gene NXPH3). Gene Ontology annotation, molecular function: signaling receptor binding. Bases 208 to 1011 code for a protein of 267 amino acids. The record is from RefSeq and is a predicted model, not a curated record. The transcript is spliced from 2 exons. NCBI's taxonomy places the organism in Eukaryota, Metazoa, Chordata, Amphibia, Anura, Pelobatidae.
AGGAGUGAGAGGAAAGGGGGGGGAAGGAGGGGUGGGGUAGAGACAGUAGAAGGGGGAGUGAGAGAGGUGUAAGGGAGAAGGGCAAAGGAAUGAGAGACAAGGAAAGAAGUGACGGCGGAUCAGAGGCUGUGUGUGUGUAGGGAGCGCAGACACAUGGAUGCUGGGGGCAGGUGAGUGCGCUGCGGCCACCCCGGGCUCCUGAGCACCAUGCAGCUCACACAAUGCUGCUUCAUCUUCCUGGUCCAGGGGAGCAUCUAUCUGGUCAUCUGUGGCCAGGACGAUUCCUCCAGUGACCCUGAUGAUGAAGAUCAAUCCGACACCAAACCUCACCCCAGAUCUCGCAUCCCAAGAAGAAAGUCCCCUUCCUCAUCCCGAUCUCGCAGCACCAGCCCAUCCAACUCCACCAUUCUUCAGCUUCUUUCCAAUUCUCCUGAGAUCUGGGAUGUUCUCAGCAGCCUCUCUGAGCUGGGCCACAAUCCAGAGCCACCACUUCCAUCGAGGAGCAGGCGCCAAUCGGUGUUGAGGUCCACUGGAAGAGCUAAGAAGGUCUUUGGUUGGGGGGACUUCUACUCUAAUAUCAAGACGGUGAAGCUUAACCUCCUUAUUACGGGGAAGGUGGUGGACCAUGGCAAUGGGUCCUUCAGUGUCUACUUUCGUCACAAUUCCACGGGUCAGGGUAACGUUUCUGUUAGCCUGGUUCCACCAUCCAGAGUCCUUGACUUUGACAUGGAGCAACAAAUGUAUGCAGAAGCAAAAGAAUCCAAAAUCUUUAACUGCAGGGUAGAGUUUGAAAAGGUGGACAAGGCCAUUAAGACCGGAUUAUGUCCCCAUGAUCCGUCAAAGACCUGCCACCAGCAGCAAACUCACAGCCGGGUUGCUUGGACCUGCUCCCACCCCUUCAAGAUUGUUUGUGUUUAUGUCUCGUUUUACACCACCGACUACAGACUGGUGCAAAAGGUCUGUCCUGACUACAACUAUCACAGCAGCUCUCCUUAUUCGCCUUCUGGAUGAAAAACUGGUACCAGAUGGUUUCAGAAGUGGGAUUGCCUAAGUGGCUCCACGUUUUGGGUCUAUAUUUCAUGGACUUCCUGUGCCUUGGUCUGGUCCAUCGUGAUAUCUGUGUAUUUGUGGAAACGAGUAGCCUGAUAACCGUGUAGGUGAUGUGUGGGAUAUUAUGUCCGAUUCACAAUAAUAAUAUAUGCAGUGAUGUCCUAAUUAUGUUUUCACCGACGAUCACCUGGCCAUAACGUUAGCGGGAGUCUACGGGGCAGCCUGGACGUAUGAUUGAAGCCACCUGGAUCUCCGCUCUCUCUUUCUUUGAAGGGCUAGGCUGUUAGGUAUAUUAGUAUGUCUAGGCUAGCACCAAAAUUGUUCAGUGGUUGAAAAUGUGUGUUUUAGUUAAACUGGCAGCCGAGGGGUUAGUUAAUAACGCAGGGGAGAAGCCUGUCAAUGUGACUAUGAGCACAGGAGGGUAUGAAGGGUCCAGCGUCCUCCAAAGAGAAACAUCAAGAACAAUAUCUAUCCCUUCCUAAAAAUUACUGGAAACACUCCUGACACCGUGAGGUUUUGCCCCUACAUGCAAAGUAUAUGCAAAUAAUUAACCCUUACAUAUCAUUAAAUGCCUGGUUCUGACCUUUCAGUCUUCGUUGACACGAGGUCACCUUGCAUCAAGAUGAGACCCAUCCACCGCGUCCCUGGCUUUACGCCUUAAGAAAGUCGCUGCCUCCUUUGCUCACUUAACACGCAGCUGCCACUUUGCACCUCAGCGGCCCUUUGACCUGUUAAAAGUGUCAUCGCCAUGUGGCCGCUUUACCUCCCUAUGGAACCUACGUUGCAAUAAAACGCAGUCCAGCCAAGAUGGACCACGGAUCUUCAGCGCUCAACGGCUGGUGGACUUCUUUUGGACAACAUGUGGCAGAUGGUCCCACCGGUCAAGCAGGUCUCCAAGCGGACAAUCCUGCCUCUUUUUCUGAAAUACUGUAAUUGUUUUUUUGGGGUUUUUUUUCCAAAGAUUACGUCCGACAACCCAUUAACACCUUAACUGCCGGGUAAAAAGAACACACACACGUACUGAAGAUCUGGGAGGCUGCUAAUAAACACAUUUUACUUUUAGUAGUUAAAAAGCAUACACAAGUUGGGUGGUGGUCAUAUAAUAUUUUUGAGGUUCUGUGCCGUUAUGGAAAUUGUCUCUGUAGCCUUAUUGCAAAAAAACAAAAAAAAACAAAAAACAAAAAACAAGAUUUAUCCGUCCAGAAAUAAUUAAAAAUAAUACUAAUUUUGCUGAUUAUACAUUAUUUUAUUGCCUUAAACCAUAGACAUGAUAUGUAUAAACAUGGAAGCGUGCCGGCGCAUAUAUAUAUAAAUAUAUUAUGUACAUAGAUGUGGGUUUGUCUGUAUAUACCAAGAUCAAAAUACAUCAAUAAUGUGAACACUUCUAGAGUAUGUAUACAUCUCGUGCAUAUGUGUGCAUGUGUGUGUAUGUAUAUUUAUAUACGUGUGGACAGAAUAUGUAUGCUGUAUAGAUUUUUGUGGCCGAUAAAACCCUCACGUCUGUUCCUUUUCUGCCUUUUAAAAACCCGCUGAGACCUCAAAGCUUCUGGGUUCCUUGUGCUUCUUUUAUGGUAUCUGUGUGUCUCUCUCUCUGCAGUCUCUCUCUCUCCGCUGUCUCUCUCUCUCUCUCCGCUGUCUCUCUCUCUCUCUCGGUAUAGGAGAGUGUGUGCGGUCCCAGUAGCUGUGCGUAUUAAUCACUAAUUACCAGUCUGCAUGAUCCCAGCUCAGCAUUUCUGAUCUGAUCCCAACAGCAGCUGUUCUGCCACAACACAACAUCCAUCUUCCCCCUCCCUUCUUACGUCUCCGUGUCCUCUCCUCCAUCCUUUAGAACUUAUACCUCCACCUCUUCCUCCGUUCCAUCUCCUAAUGCCCAGCCCCUCUAAUGACAUCGGGACUAGAACUCCCACAAUCCUUCUUCCACUAGACCUCAAAUUAGUACAUCUUACCUUCUUACAAGAUAAGCAUCCUGAUUGCAUUCACUUAACCCUCAAAAAACACCACUUUUCGUUUUCUGUAACAUCUUCUAUUUCUUUGUCUUCUUCAUUGUGUGUUUUUUGUGAGCCCUGCUUGUCAGUUUCUCUUUCAUCUACCCUCCCUAUCCACCAAAUCCUCGACACCUUCACUCAAACCCAAAUAAAUGGAUUUUUACCUCCAUAA